This is a messenger RNA of Schistocerca nitens (vagrant locust), 447 nucleotides long. RefSeq lists its product as uncharacterized. The record is from RefSeq and is a predicted model, not a curated record. NCBI's taxonomy places the organism in Eukaryota, Metazoa, Arthropoda, Insecta, Orthoptera, Acrididae. Bases 1 to 447 code for a protein of 148 amino acids. The transcript has a single exon.
AUGCCAGGCUGUGCUGUUACGGGCUGUUUUUCCUACAACCGGGACACAAAGGGAACCGACGUAAUGUAUCACAGUUUCCCCCAUAAUGAAACAUUACAAAAACUAUGGUUGUCGAAAUGUUGUAGGAAAGACAGUGUAAAUGUUGCGCAUGCACGAAUAUGCUCUCGCCAUUUCGCAGAAACAGAUUACUUAAGGGAUUUACAGUCUGAAUUGCUUAAUUUGCCCCGAAAAAGAAUACUGAAGCCAGAUGCAGUUCCUUCGUGCAAUCUGCCGCGCAGUAGUGCGACUGUCAAUGUGUCACCCGCAACAGAAGACAGAACCAAACGGUAUAAGAAACGAGAACUACCUAAGAGAUCUCUGGAAACUCUGGAAAAGCUGUCACCAAAUAAGAAACUUCAUAAUAAGAGCACAUGUACAGAUGACAGAACACAGAUAAAGUUACUUUGA